This is a messenger RNA of Esox lucius (northern pike), 2835 nucleotides long. It is a transcript of the gene rnf128a, whose product is annotated as ring finger protein 128a. The record is from RefSeq and is a predicted model, not a curated record. The transcript has 7 exons. NCBI's taxonomy places the organism in Eukaryota, Metazoa, Chordata, Actinopteri, Esociformes, Esocidae. Gene Ontology annotation, cellular component: cytoplasm; nucleoplasm. Bases 100 to 1293 code for a protein of 397 amino acids.
GGCUGCCAACAACUUUGUUUUUCAAAAAGUCUGAUAGCUGUUGUUUUAUCGAGUGUUCAACGUGGAGAGAAACAAGUGACCAGCGUCGUACACAGGAUUAUGGAACCUUUAGCGGAACGAUAUCUGUUUUCAUGGUUGUUUGUGGCUUCAAGUCUUCAGGUGUCGAGUUUACAUUUUGCAGAAGCGACUUACAUAUGUACAGCCUACCUGAACGUAUCGUUUAUUGAUCCUGUAAACAACGAAACCAUAUGGCAAGUGGAAAGCGGAGUAUAUGGGCAAGAUUCUCCUAAAGUAUCGGUGAUUGGGGACGUGUAUGUAGCUGAUCCAGUUUAUAGUUGCAAAAGUGAUACUUUAUAUGACGUGCCCAGUCGGUCAAAGGGGUGGAUCGCCCUAAUUCAACGCGGCCAUGAAUGUACUUUUUCGGAGAAGAUUAAUGUUGCGGCCAGAAAUGGGGCUAUUGCAGCUGUAAUUUUCAACAAUAUUGGUACAAACAACGUAAUCCAAAUGUCGCACCCAGGAACAGGAGAUAUGGUUGCCAUCAUGAUUGGUAACAGACAGGGCAUGGAAAUAGUUGAGCUGAUCAAGCAAGGAAUUCCAGUCUCGAUGGCCAUUGAUGUCGGCCAGCAACAAGGACCUUGGUUGAGCCACUACUCAGUCUUCUUCGUCUCCAUCUCCUUCUUUGUGGUAACAGCAGCGACUGUGGGCUACUUCAUAUUUUACUCAGCGCGCCGCCUCAACAUCGUUCGUCUACAAAACCGCAAACAGAAGCAGCUCAAAGCUGAAGCCAAAAAGGCCAUUGGUCGGCUGCAAGUCCGGAUGGUGAAACAUGGAGAUGAGGAGACUGGGCCUGAUGCUGAUACUUGUGCUGUGUGUAUUGACGCAUACAAGUCUGGCGACGUGUUAACCAUUCUCACCUGCAAUCAUUUUUUCCACAAGACCUGCAUUGAGCCCUGGCUGUUGGAGCACAGGACCUGCCCCAUGUGUAAAUGUGACAUCCUCAAGGCCUUAGGAGUAGAGCCAGAAGAAGGGCCCAGUCCUCAAGUGAUCAUGCUCCCUCCUGAAACGAGGCCCUUCCCCAGGAUCCCAGAAGACGCCCACAGUGAGACGGCUUCCUCAGGCUAUGCUUCUGUACAGAGCACAGAAGACCACAGCAGCCCAACAGACGAGAGCAAUAUGUACGAAUCGUUGGGGAACCAGCCUGAUCCUGGGUCAAUCCAGGUGGACAUCCAGCCCCAUUAUGACAACCUGGGCUUCGAGUGCGACUCGCAAAACCACCGGGAACCCCGGACAUGAACAGCGUGCCUACUUUAAGCAUUGGGGCUUACACCACAAUUACAUUCAAAGGCUUUUUUUUCUGUGGUCAUCGAGCAAAGAAAGCCAGGUCUGUGAUUAUUCAUAGGAAUAGAGGGCUCAACCUACCUAUGCAUACCGUUUUAAGAUUAAGUUGAUGAGGAAAUUGUUCAAUGCACUACCAGUGUCUGAGUUAAAUGGUUCUGUUGAUCCUUGUUUAUGUCCAGCUUCACUGAUUGAAUUUAAUUGGCUUUUUAAUCAGUUGAUUUUUCAAUUUGAUAAAGGUUUCUUAAGAUUUUAGUGAUAAUGCAGGAUUGAGAUGUAUAUUGUUAGUCUACUCACCCAGUCUGCAGAAUCAGAAUCUAACUAAUUGAUUUCAUUUGCAUGUCCCUGCGGGCAACUUGAAGUUUAUUGAAGUUAGCAUUGUUAGCUUAGCACAAAUUCUGGAAUUCUCUCUACCACUUUCUUUAUUGUACCACUGAAACAGUUACUGAUUUUAGAUUUUUAUUAUGCUAAUUUAACACUCACUACUAUCAAUAUGCUUGAGUCUGUUCUGUUCUAUAUGAACCAGUUCUCAUGUCAACAGGGAUUCUACGUGAUUUGCACAGUCAGUUUCAGACCUUUACAUUCCCUAAAUCUACAAUAAGGCAGUAGUCCUUCAGUACAAGGUUUUUUUUUUUUUAACAGGUUUGCUGCUUUGCAUGUUUUCUGAUCCCAUUUGUUACUUGGCAAAUUAUUUUAACAGAACAGUGCUAUUCAAUCUCUGUUGUACCUUUUUGGUAUGUCUUCUAAGCAUUGAUGAUUUUCUUAUGCAAGUCAUAAGCAUAGAAUUUUAGCAUCUCUCAAGCACACUUGGUUUUUCCUGGCUUAGCAGAGGAAUGCAUAAGAUGUGAGGAAAUUCCUUAUUGGAAGUAUAGAUGUGUCUGUACUUGUACGUUUGGGUUGCAACUUGCUUAUUCAUAUUCUAAAAUGAAGGACUGCCUGAAGGACUGCUUGUGACAUUACAAUUUUUUACAAGCUCUUCCCUAUUAGGACCACUAAAAUAUGGAAAUAUUGAGUCCUAAAGGGUAUGGUAGUGAGAGCAUCUCUUUGAAACCCUGGCUUCAUGCAAGGGUUAUUCUAAAAUGUGUUUGAGUAACUACCUGGGCCUUUUGGGUGUGCCUUAAAUUGAGUCACCGGAUUCAAGAGAUAAUUACAUGCUAUCCUACUUUUCAUUAGGGAAAGGCAAAGAUUGCACUGUACAUCUUCAACUGAUUGUGAUUGCACUUUACAUGAAUGAAUUUAUUACGUUGUCAAUACGUGUCAAUGUUUUUCAAUUUUUAUUGGUCUUAAUUAACCUUGUUCAGCCUUUCUAGAGUUUAUUCACAUUAUCGUGUUUUGCAAUAAGGGAAAAAGGGUAUACUUUAUUUACUUUGACUCAGUUAUAUGGGAAAUGUGAUGUAUCUAUUCAUAAUAAAUGAUUUAUGGAUAUUGUAAAUACAUUUUUGUUUGAUCAAAAAUAUUGUGCUAAUUUUGUUAAAUUAAUUAAAUGCAUUUGUUUUGAUC